AUGCUUCUAGCUGCCAUGAACUUAACAGCAGAAGUACAAAGACUCCAAGUAACUUGCCGAAAGACUGAGCCACCUCAGCAAAAACCACAGCGCACAUCGUGCUACCGCUGUAAAGCAACCGCACAUAUCACCAAAGACUGUCCGUUCAGCAGUGCGAAAUGUUUUCGAUGCGGGAAGAAAGGUCACAUUCAACGAGCGUGCUUAUCAAAACGAACUGUGAAGGGAAUGCAAGCAAGAGGCACGGCGAAAUCUUUCCGAAAUCUGAGCAUAACGAGUAGCGACUGUUCGCCGAUUCAAUUGAACAGCUUGGAAAGCAGCAUUGCUCCCAUGUGGUUUGAAGUUGACAUUGAAGGCCAAAAGGUGAACAUGGAGCUCGACACCGGCGCUGCGGUGUCAGUCAUUUCAGAAGAAAACUAUCUGCGAAUGUUUUCUGAUGUCAGCCUAAAUUGUACAAAUGUCGUUCUGCGCACGUUAACGGGCGAAAUGUUGAAGCCGUUGGGAGUACUGGAAGUGACAGUGGAGUACAGAGGUCAACGUUACAGUCUUCCUCUGCAUGUCAUCCGUGACCAUGGUCCAUCACUGAUUGGGCGCGACUGGCUAGAGCAUAUCAAAUUCGACUGGACUAGCGUGCAUAAACUUGACGCAUCAAGAGCGCAGGAAAACAAGAACUGUUCUAGAGCCAUAUCGGAACCGUGUUCAAAGUACUCUAGCUUAUUCAAAGGCGACCUGGGCCACAUAAAGGGAGAAGUUGUAAAGCUGCACUUGAAAGAAAAUGCUCGGCCAUGUUUUUUGAAGGCGCGCCCAGUAGCUUUCGCGCUAAAGCCAAGGGUAGAAAAGGAAUUGAAAAACAUGGAAGCAAUGGGAUUUAUUACUCCUAUUGAAACGUUGGAAUUUGCGACACCCGUGGUGCCCGUCGUUAAAAGAAAUGGACAGAUACGAUUGUGCGGUGACUACAAGGUAACGAUCAACCCAAUUUUAGUCAGUGUUCAAUACCCACUACCACGAAUCGAUGACCUGUUAGCCGACCUGGGUGGUGGAAAGAACUUUUCGCGCAUCGAUCUCAGUCGCGCAUAUCAACAACUCGAAGUGGAUGACGACUCUAAGAAAUAUUUGGCCAUCAACACUCACUUAGGCUUGUACGCCGUGAACCGCCUACCAUUCGGGAUAACUCCAGCGCCCAUGAUUUUCCAGAAAGUUAUGGACUCAAUGCUGAAAAAGUUACCUGGUGUUACGUGCUACCUAGACGACAUUCUAGUCACUGGCAAGAGAGAGACGAAGAUCACUUGCGCAACUUAG
Messenger RNA from Ornithodoros turicata, 1296 nucleotides. RefSeq lists its product as uncharacterized. The transcript has a single exon. The record is from RefSeq and is a predicted model, not a curated record. Lineage: Eukaryota; Metazoa; Arthropoda; Arachnida; Ixodida; Argasidae. Bases 1 to 1296 code for a protein of 431 amino acids. Gene Ontology annotation, molecular function: nucleic acid binding; zinc ion binding.